Molecule: messenger RNA, 6473 nt
Organism: Rattus norvegicus (Norway rat)
Lineage: Eukaryota; Metazoa; Chordata; Mammalia; Rodentia; Muridae
Source: RefSeq, a predicted model, not a curated record
ACGAUAGGCAAGCACUCCACAGCCUCAGCCCUGGAUUCUACAGCACCAAGCCUUGCACUGUAGCCUACACCAGCCUCCACUUGCUAUGCUCCUGCCUCAUGUACUUGAAUGCUAGGAUUACGGGGGUGCACCACUACACUGGUCUUCCAGGGUAUUCUUCAUCUGGAAUGUUGUCUCUUUGUCUCCGGCCGGGGUUCUUUCUGGCAGUGAGGGGCUUGCUGGCUCAGGGACAUCGACUCAGGGGAGCUCAUUCUCUUCCCUUCCCAGGCUCAGCCAUCAGGAAGUUACUCCAGUAGCUCUAAAUCAGCCACAGUGGGAAUAUUUACACCACGAAAAUUAACAAAUGCUCCAAAAUUGGAGCUUGGGGUUUUUUUGUUGUUGUGGUUCCUUUCCGUCCCCCUUACCCCCUGAAAAUCAGUUUAUGAGCACACCACCCCAUCUCCCUCUCUUCACCUCCCUAGCUGCCUGCGCCUUUCACGGUUUCUCUAUAUUUCUUGUCUCUGCCUCUUUUUCUCCCCAUCUUUCCAUUGGUUCAGGUGGUCAUUUUCAGCGUGGUUCUUCCCUGCACUGCUCCUCAGACACAUCCCCUGUCACCAUGCCUGAGUCCUUCAGUAUACUCAUACCAGAAAAAGCCAGGUCCACUUAGGACCACAGUGCCCUUAAAUUCUGGGUGUGACAGAGCCCUGAGGGCUGUCCAAAUUUGCCUGCUGGCUACCCUGUCACCUCGACAGUACUCCAGUUCAGCCCACAGAGCUUCCCUUAGAACCUUCCUCUUUCACUGGCAGACAGAUUAUGGGGUCUCCCUUGUGAGGGAUAUGCUCUAGCAUUAUACGCUUGGGUGUUAUUUAUUGCAAGUGGCAACAUUGUGCCUACUGAGGGCUGCCGGGCUGUGUAAGUUUGUAUCCUACAGAGGAGCUCUCUGGGUAGGGCUGGGUCUCCUGGGGAGUGUGCUUACACCCCAGCUGGUCCUAGCAGGCAUUUGCAUAUGAUUUCAGGAACCACUACGACUCUUUCUCAGCUACAGGCCAGGCAGGGAAAGGGCUCCCAAAUGAUGGAAUUCCUCACGUUCAUGACCUUAGGCAAAUACCUAAAUAUCCCCAUGAUUCAGUUACUUCCUUAAUAAUAAUAUUUAAAACUGGGUUUGUGGGGAGGGCGAAAUGAGGUAGAGUCAAAGUGUUUAAAGCGGCCGUAGAUACCCAGGAAGGGGCUAUUAUUUUUAACUUACUUUUCUUGUGGAGAGGUUCCACGGUGGGUGUAUGUACACAUGUAAUGUGUGCGCGCACACGUGUGUAAUGGAUGAGGACUGUAGGUUGGUGUUUUGUAUGAUACAGUCACAGAUGCGUCUCUGGAAAUCAGUAUGGAUGAAUUUAGAGUCUUUAUGACCUGUGUGUUGCCGAGAAAUUACAUAAUGUCUGAGCUGCGGUAACUGGAGACCAGUGGAGCUCGGUACAGGCUUUGAGGCCUAUGUUUGUGUUUUUGUGAGAGGAGUUUUGCUCUCACCUAUAGCCCUUGCUUUUAUAUUGUCUCUCCUCUUCUCUGAAUCCUCUUCAGCUAGGCCCUGGUGGAGACGGGGAGGGCUCUCUUCCCUCCACAUCCUCCCCCACCCGCUUCCCCUACCUAAACAGCAUAGAAGGCUGGGCCCUCUCAGACAUACUGGUCCCUCACUCCCUGGGGUGGGGGAAUCCUGAGGUGACCAUCUCAGUAAGGUUGAGUGAAUAGAAGCUGUUUUGGACCGGCCUCUUGCCACAGCCUGCCUCACAGCUCACCACACGCAAGCUAACUCUUUACCUCAACACACAGAUGAUGUUUUUGGUAAAGGGUGAGAGGAGCCAGGAUGUAGUUUAGGACUCUGGGGUGACUGAACCAGACACCAGCAACUAGGCCUAUUCGGUCCAGGAAGAAAGGUUUCCUGGAAGAGGUUUCCGGCACCCCCCCCCGCCCCCAGGGACCAUGCAUCAGUCCUACUGACCCAGGAGUAGGGGCCUGUGGGCAGGACACCUGGAAUGGGCUGUGUGUUCUGCAAGAAGUUAGAGCCUGCACCCAAGGAGGAUGUUGGCCUGGAAGGGGACUUCCGGAGCCAAGGCGCUGAAGAACGCUAUUACCCUGACCCUACUCAAGGCCGGUCUUCGUCCAUCUCGCCUCAGCCCAUCAGCCCUGCUUUCCUUAAUGUUGGCAACAUAAGAAGCGUCUCUGGGACGGGAGUGACCAUAUUCGUCGCCCUGUAUGACUAUGAGGCCAGGACAGGGGAUGACCUCACCUUCACCAAAGGCGAGAAGUUCCACAUCCUGAACAAUACGGAGUAUGACUGGUGGGAGGCUAGGUCCCUGAGCUCCGGACGCACGGGCUAUGUUCCCAGCAACUAUGUGGCUCCCGUGGAUUCCAUCCAGGCUGAAGAGUGGUACUUCGGAAAGAUCAGCAGAAAGGAUGCAGAGAGGCAGCUUCUCUCCGAUGGCAACCCUCAAGGGGCCUUUCUCAUUCGGGAAAGCGAGACCACCAAAGGUGCCUACUCCCUGUCCAUCCGUGACUGGGACCAGAACAGAGGCGACCACAUAAAGCAUUACAAGAUCCGAAAGCUGGACAUGGGUGGCUACUACAUCACCACGCGGGCCCAGUUCGAAUCCGUGCAGGACCUGGUGCGGCACUACAUGGAAGUGAAUGACGGUCUAUGCUACUUGCUCACGGCACCCUGUAUGGUCAUGAAGCCCCAGACUCUAGGCCUGGCUAAGGAUGCCUGGGAGAUCGACCGUAACUCCAUAGCACUUGACCGCAGGCUGGGCACCGGCUGCUUUGGAGACGUGUGGCUGGGCACGUGGAACUGUAGCACAAAGGUGGCAGUGAAAACGCUGAAGCCAGGCACCAUGUCGCCGAAGGCCUUCCUGGAGGAGGCACAGAUCAUGAAACUGCUGAGGCACGACAAGCUGGUGCAGCUGUACGCGGUGGUGUCAGAGGAACCCAUUUAUAUUGUGACAGAGUUCAUGUGCUAUGGUAGCUUGCUGGAUUUCCUAAAGGAUCGAAAGGGUCACAACUUGAUGCUGCCCAAUCUAGUGGACAUGGCUGCCCAGGUAGCAGAGGGCAUGGCCUACAUGGAGCGCAUGAACUAUAUCCACCGAGACCUGAGAGCAGCCAACAUCCUGGUGGGGGAACAUCUAAUAUGCAAGAUCGCUGACUUUGGGUUGGCACGCCUCAUAGUGGAUGAUGAGUACAACCCCCAACAAGGAACCAAGUUUCCCAUCAAGUGGACAGCCCCAGAGGCUGCUCUCUUUGGCAGAUUCACUGUCAAAUCAGACGUGUGGUCCUUUGGGAUUCUGCUCACUGAACUGAUCACCAAGGGCAGAGUUCCAUACCCAGGUAUGAACAACCGGGAAGUGUUGGAACAGGUAGAGCACGGCUACCACAUGCCAUGCCCUCCGGGAUGCCCAGUAUCCCUGUAUGAGGUCAUGGAGCAGACCUGGCGUCUGGAUCCAGAGGAGAGGCCCACCUUUGAGUACCUGCAGUCUUUCCUGGAAGACUAUUUCACCUCCACAGAACCACAGUAUCAGCCCGGAGACCAGACAUAGCCUGACUGGGUAUCAGUGACCCUCUGAGACUAUGUACUAACCCUUGCCAAUCCCCAGGGCACUCUGGUCCCAGUGCCCCGAGACUUGGAACCCUGUGGAAUCCUAGCACGUCGGAAAAAGUCCGAAGCUCUGAAGCCAUUUUAUAGAGGGUGCAAAUGGAGACUAGAAAUUCAUCUCUUACCUUCGCUGGCCCCAAGCACUCUUUCUUCCCUUCCCACCCAUGCCCCAUGCAAAAAUCUAGGGCACCCAGUCAUUUCACAGACGGAGUAAAUGGAUGCUCAGAGUUCAUCUCUCGUACACUCUGACCCCAGUACCAUUUUUCCUGUCCCAUUAGGCUCCUACGUACCGUUAGUCCCCCCCCCAUCUCCUAAAAAUACUCAUACAUUGUGUAGUUAUUUAUAAAAUUGUAUUUCUCUUCUUCCACUUACCUCUUAUCCCUGCUUUCUAACCUCCUGUCAGCCCGCUCCAGCCCAGACCUUAAGAGUUUAAUUCUGAGGUUCUCUUGGGUUUCUCUACGUUACAAAGGCAGGGGACGUCUCUGCUUGAUUCCCCGUCUUCAGACUGGAUGCUGUGGUCCAGGCCCAGGUCUGAAGGAGAGAGCCAUUGAAGGCUCACCAUCUCUCUGAGUGGUCUGAAUGUGUUUAUUCGUUAUAAACGAACAGUGAUGAUCGAGCUGUGACAACUGCCGGAGCCAUCUUUGGGGCGGAGUGGUGGUCCGCAGGAGGCGAACAGGAUAGCUUUGGCUAUUUGUGGGGCGGGGGGGGGCAGUGUGGGGGUGUCGAGCAGUUCCCUCUUACCUACUAAGUACAAGGUACCCAGUGUAUGGAGUUUCAGGAUACCCCCGUGUCCCACACGUCAGUUUGCCAUGAGUCGAGAGGCGCGCAAAGCAGGUGACUGGAAAUAGACACAUGUGGUUUUGAAUCUGGAUACAGCUAAUUCCUCACCUGCUUAGAGCUGACUUCCCAGCCGUCACAGGAACACUCGCACAGUUAGGCCUCUACAGCUGUCAGGCUCCCCAGAACAGAGCAAGAGGAGGGUGAAGGGGAAAGGCCUAGCUCAUAGGACCUCACUGGGGAGUGGGGUGGGUUCUUCCCCACCCCAGGGAGCUUUCGGAGACCUUAGGAAGUAUUUUUUUUUCUUUUUUUUUGGAGCUGGGGACCGAACCCAGGGCCUUGCGCUUGCUAGGCAAGCGCUCUACCGCUGAGCUAAAUCCCCAACCCCAGGAAGUAUUUUUAUUAUAGUGACUGGGAGCACUUACUAGCUGGGACCAGGGAUGAUAGAUGAUCUUUGAUGUACUUCUUGGGUCCUCCGUGGAGAAACUGACCGCUGGCAGGCCUCUGUUUGGAAACCAGGGAAGUAGGAAAUGUGGAUCUCCACCUCUCCUGUCAGGAAGUCUUUAUUGGCUUAUGAUGGGAAAGACGAGAGGAGUCUGGGAGCUGGGAGUCGCUGAAGCACUAGGCAAUUACUAAGAAUUGACUCUGAUGCACUCUUCACUGUGCAGGACCCUGGGCAUAAAAAAAUGAGGGAGAAGGGGCUGGGGAUUUAGCUCAGUGGUAGAGCGCUUGCCUAGCAAGAGCAAGGCCCUGGGUUCGGUUCCCAGCUCCGGAAAGAAAAAAAAGGAAAAAAAAAUGAGGGAGAGCUGCUCUUGCUCUGGAGGCUUGCCCUUGGGUGAAGAAAUAAUGAAUGAAUGAAUGAAUGAAUGAAUGAAUGAACAAAUACUUACCUUUUAAGAAAAAAAAUGAGGUAUGGACUCAUAGAACCCAGGAUGACCUCGAACUCCCAAUCCUCCUGCCUCCAGCUUCCAAAUGCUGGGAUUACAGUUGUGUCCCACCAUGCCCAGUUUAAUCUAUUAAGCUGACUGGAACAUGGCGGCACACACCUUUAGUCCCAGCACUGGGGAGGCGGAAGCAAGCAGAUGGGCAGUGUUUGAAGCCAGCAUAGUCUAUGCAGUGAGUUCCAGGACAGCUAGGGAUAAAGGUGAGACCCUGUCUCAAACAAAAGCAAACAAGCAUUCCCGCUGACUGUCAGAUAUUUUUGCGGCCUUUCUGCCCCAUGUAAUCAAAUGCCGAGACUGUUUCCUAUGAUUAGUUCCUCUGAAUAAGAAAACCAAGGGUCAGGGGUUACCUGAUAUGCCUGGAUUACUCAGAUGCACAUAGUAGAGCUGAUCUACACAGAGCCCAUGGUCUCUUCACUAGACUUCAUUAUCUCUGGGUUUUGGAAAAGGGUGGGGUGUGUGUGUGUGUGUGUGUGUGUGUGUGUGUGUGUGUGUGUGUGUGCUCUCUACUUAACAGCAAAAAGAUGCCCUAGAACCCUCCGCCAAACUGAGGAAUCUAAAGGAAAGGGGCAGGGUGACAUCUACUGAGAGUUCCCUCUGACCAGGUUUGUGUUGAAUGGAAACAAAAUAUGGAGUGAAGGUGAUGGAGAGAUGGCUCAGUGGUUAGGGGCCCUGACUGCUCUCUUCCAGAGGACUUGGGUUCAAUUCCCAGCAACCACAUGGCCGCUCACAACUGUCUGUACUCCAAGAUCUGACACUCUCGCACAGGCAGAACACCAAUGCACGCAAAAUAAAAAUAAACAAAUUAAAGAUUAAAAUAAAAUUUAGAUGGAGAGAAUCCAGGCAAACACUCAGGUACCAAAGCAUCUUCAGGCCAUAGGGGUCCUAGCCAGCCAAAUUCACUAGAACCUGAUAUGCAAGCCAGAAGGUAGUGUUGUUUCUCUCUUCCUGCCCUGGGGUUAAAUAGUAAGAGCACAGCUCUGUAGCCGUUUCCCACUGUGAACCCUGCCACUGUGAACCCUGCCACUGUGAAUCCUGCUUCUACCACUUGCUGGCUCUGUGGUUCUAUGCGAGUGUUUAAUUUCGCCAAGCUCCAGUUUUGCUCAACUGUGAAGUAGCAUUAAAUGUUUUAAUACACGUCA